This is a messenger RNA of Boeremia exigua, 1716 nucleotides long. RefSeq lists its product as uncharacterized. The coding region runs from base 19 to 1566 and encodes 515 amino acids. The transcript has 3 exons. The record is from RefSeq and is a predicted model, not a curated record. Lineage: Eukaryota; Fungi; Ascomycota; Dothideomycetes; Pleosporales; Didymellaceae.
GAACAACAUUAAUUCGCAAUGUCGGAAGAACAAGCAGCUCAUCACCUCCUCAACGUUUUGGAAGAGCGAAAUCUCGACGUUGAUCUUGAUAGGAUCCUCCUGGGCUUUGAGGAUGAAAACACGAAAAGAGAGGCUGCUGCAUGGGUUCAUGAAUAUCUAAACGAGGAAACACUGCUGACGAAGGAAGAGCUGGAGCUGUAUCAGACGUUGAAGCGCAAGGGAUUGGCGCACCAAUAUGAGGCCGAAGGAGAACCCAUCCGCCCAAUCCUGGAUCAUGAGAUUGCAGCUGCGAUCGAGUCUUUGCAAAGCUCGACGACUGCCAUCGAGGAGCAAUGUAGAGUACUGGAAGUACAGAGAGAUGCUUUGAUGAGGCUCAAGGCGCUCGACAAGCCUAACCUGGAUGCGGAGCAUGCACGCAACGAAAGGAGGAGGAAAGAGGGGCAAGAGAAAGCGCGGUUAGACAUUGCAAUAGACGAUGUCUCGACUGCUAUCUCCGAACAGCUAAACGAUGCGCGACGAGAUCACGAAUCAGAGAAGUCAUCCCUCAAGAGCUACGUUGCCGAACGUCUUGCCUCUGAUGACCAGAUUCUGAGUCGAUUGCCAAACAUAGUAUCGACAAUUAUCUCGGAGGCUGAGGCCAGCGGAGACGAGAAGUCCAUGGAGCAGUGGUGCAAAGCCAUCGUCUCCUUUAAGACUGCUGAGAUCAAGGCUCGAGUCGACACAGUGUAUAUGAACAGCCUUUCGGGAGAGUCGAACAGCAACGCCGCAGACGAACCUGAGCUUCAGAGACGAAAGGACGCGUUACAGGCUGAACUGGAGGAACUCCACGCAGAAGUCGCCUCGAUUGCAGAAAUGGUCGUCGAACACGAGCUGAGGAAGCCAAUGGUCGAUGACAAAAAACGUAAAGAGAAAGAAAGAACCCUCGCUCGGACCGCCUGGUUAAGCUAUGUCCUCUCAACCCUCGACUACAUGAGCAAGCGCCUGGCUAUUGUCAGUGCGUCCUCUACAGAUGCAGAUGAGUUCGGACAAGCUAUGGCACACAUCAGUCAGGCAGCUACGAAACGCAUGCCCGAUGUGCACUCCCAACGCCCAACACCGAUCAAACGACGGACAUCGUCUGUGCCACUGUCAGCUUUCACGCCGAUGACCAAGCUCAGGCCGACUCAAUCUCUGGCUCUUCCUGCAGCGCUCCAAGACGCACUGCGUCACGCCGGCAUCUCCUUCCAUCAGGACACUCUGGAGGGCCUCCAGGAUACGCUCAUCCAGACUCAGAAUGAGCGAGACAAGAAGGCCCAAGAACACUUCCAGGCCACAGCUACCACGACUCACGAGCAAGUCGCCGAGCGCUCAAGCAGGGCUGAUAGCGACUUCCGGAUAGUCAUUGAUGCUCUAUAUGCACACACGCCGUUCCAGCAGAUCAACUUGACGAACCCCAAACUGGAAGCGCAGUUGAAAGCAAUGGACCGAGAACUCGACCAGAAGGAGCGCGAACUGAUGGACGCUGAGGGCCACGAAGUCAGCCUUGGUGACCCCAAGGUCAGGGCAUUCAUUGCAAAGUACAAGUAGUAUAUAACAAUUACCUACAUCAUAAUUAAGAUAGAGUCAAUGAUUUUAGGGAAUGACUAGAUAGUCAAGUAUGUAGAGCUAGCGUGGGAGAUCCUAGGCGGUUGCGAGCACCAAGCUAGCUUGAUGUCGACUUCAACAGAUAAUCUUGAG